ACCACAGCUCUCAUCUUUCGUUGCAUGCCACACGGGCUGUACGCUUCCCUAAUUAAAAGACGGCGUGGAUUUGGAGCUAGGUUUUCAAUAUAUGGAGUCAUAGCCUACACACAUAUUUCAUCAACGCUUUUCGGAGGGGUGUUCAUCUUUGGGUUUGUGAUGUAGCCUAACCAUGAACAUUUGGAUUUUUUUCCAUCCAAAUUUCUGGGGCAGGCACAGGCUGCUUCUUGCUUUAGCCUACCUUGCAACUAUAUCAAACAUCCGUUGAGGUAUUGCUUUCUUUGGUAUUAUUAAAAGUUGUGAUUUAUCUGAAAGAUUCAGUGGAGCCUGUGCUUUUUUUGCAAGCUGAAUAAAAGAAGUCGGUAAGAAACCUGCCUUCUCUUUUCCUCUUUCAACCCGAGUUCAUGUGUCGGCCAGAUCCCACUGCGUUGCCUCGCACAUGUUUUGCAAUACAAUGACUGGAACCUGCUCGAGACAUGCCUAAGCGACGCAAUGGGACAAGGCGACGAGAACGAUCGUAUUGUGAUUAACGUGGGAGGUAUCAGACACCAGACCUACCGUAGCACCCUUCGCACAUUACCGGGCACCCGGUUAGCUUGGCUCGCCGAGCCAGAUGCCCACAGUCACUUUGACUACGAUCCCAAGAUUGAAGAAUUCUUCUUUGACCGGCACCCGGGUGUGUUUGCCCACAUCCUCAAUUACUAUAGGACCGGGAAGUUGCACUGCCCUGCAGACGUUUGCGGCCCUUUGUACGAGGAGGAGUUGGCGUUCUGGGGUAUAGAUGAGACCGACGUGGAACCAUGUUGUUGGAUGACUUAUCGGCAACAUCGAGAGGCCGAGGAGGCAUUGGAUAGUUUUGGGGGUGGCCCCCCCGAGAAUUCAGAGGAGGAUGGGGAUGAGGAAACGCUGGGAAUGAUCAAUAGGUUGGCUCUUGAUGGACCAGAUGCCAAAUCAGGGGGGCAUUGGCGACGUUGGCAGCGGUUGCUUUGGGCACUUUUCGAGGAUCCCUAUUCUUCUAAAUAUGCAAGGUGGAUAGCCUUCGCCUCCCUGUUCUUCAUCCUGGUUUCCAUCACCACCUUCUGCCUGGAGACACACGAGGCCUUCAACCCCAUCAUCAACCGGACGGAAAUUGACCCGCUGGACAACAGCACGCGGGUCUACCAGGAGACUGAGACCGUGGUCUUCCUCACCUAUAUUGAGGGGGUCUGUGUGCUGUGGUUUACAUUUGAGUUCAUAAUGCGAGUGACGUUCUGUCCGAGCAAGCUGGAGUUUUUCCGUAACACCCUCAACAUCAUCGACUUUAUUGCCAUCAUGCCCUUCUACCUGGAGGUGGGGCUGAGUGGGCUCUCUUCCAAGGCGGCUAAGGAUGUACUGGGUUUCCUACGCGUGGUACGCUUUGUCCGGAUCCUCCGGAUCUUUAAGCUGACUAGGCACUUUGUGGGACUGCGUGUCCUGGGUCAUACACUCCGAGCCAGCACCAAUGAGUUCCUGCUACUAAUCAUCUUCCUUGCCCUGGGUGUGCUCAUCUUCGCCACUAUGAUCUACUAUGCUGAAAGAAUUGGUGCCAAGCCCAAUGACCCCCGAGCCAGCGAGCACACGCACUUCAAGAACAUUCCUAUUGGAUUCUGGUGGGCGGUGGUGACAAUGACAACCCUGGGCUAUGGAGACAUGUACCCUCAGACAUGGUCUGGCAUGCUGGUGGGAGCGCUGUGUGCUCUGGCUGGUGUGCUGACUAUCGCCAUGCCAGUGCCUGUUAUUGUCAAUAACUUUGGGAUGUAUUACUCCCUGGCGAUGGCCAAGCAGAAGUUACCAAAGAAAAAGAACAAGCAUAUCCCCCGCGCCCCACUUCUGGGCUCCCCCAAUUACUGUAAGUCGGAGGUAACCUCACCUCACCACAGCACGCAGGACGACACAUGGCCCCUGGCCCCACAAGAACCACCAGAAGAGAGCUUAGAAAUAAACAGAGAAGCACCACAAGCUGUUUUUCAAGAUCCAAAAGUGAACGAGGAAACAUCCAAGGAUCCAGCCAAGAGAGCAGCCAAGGAGGCAGCCAAGGAGGCAGCCAAGGAGUCAGCCAAGGAGUCAGCCAAGGAGGCAGCCAAGGAGUCAGCCAAGGAGGCAGCCAAGGAGGCAGCCAAGGAGGCAGCCAAGGAGGCAGAAAAAGCAGCGCUGGCCAAUGAAGACUGUCCCCACAUAGACCAGAUCAUGUCACCUGACGACGGCCUGAUCUUAAGCCCUAUUGACCGGUCCGAGCAGCAGCCCUGCUUCCUCCUGGCCAUGGGCGGGAGGCCAGGCCACACAGCAGCCAGAGUCAGGAAGGCUGGCCCUUCCCAGGGGAGGUCACUGGCGGAGCCGGCGCCCCCAUGCCCACCCCUCAGCCCCCAGGGCCCCCAGGGCUACCCUCUGCUGCAGCUAGCUGGGAACCCAAUCUGCAGCUAGCUCCUGUUCCACCGUGUUGUAUCGGUCUGUCCCAUUUUUGUCAUCUGGACCUUGCUUUCCGUCUUCAGCUUCUGUCUCUUAUUUUUUCUGUGGUUAUCUAUCUGCGUUGCUUGUUCUCUGUCUCUGUAAACUGUCCCUUCUCAAAACUGAUAAUGGGAAGAGAGUCUUUAAUACCAGAAAUAUGGAAGUUUGACAUCCAUAGGAAAGAGUAGGUCAGCUCAGGUAGAUUCCAAAGGAUCUGGAAGAACUCAUAUAGAACUCUACACCUAUGAAUGGGAGAUAAUAAUCUCUAAAUACUCUUGUAUUGCCCAUCCAAAUGGUGAAAAGGGCCCAGCUGUAAAUGUUCACUGAAGAUGAAGAACUCCAACACUUCAAUUAUUGGAACCUAGUCAUGUCUUUAUUGAAGGCAAUCCAUCAAUAGAUUCAUUAGUAAAUAUAUAUAUUUUUGCUUAUCUAUAUUCUAUUUCAUAAUACUUUUUUACAAGGUAAAGAAUGUCUCUUCCCACCACACGCACAACCACAAAGUAGCUACUUCAAAGACAAGUCCAAUUUUCCCAUUUUUGGUUGACUUCUUCUCCCGUUCUGCUCUUCUGUCUUUUAUUCUGUCGAUCUACCUAUCCAGCUACAAUCCUGUCUUUCUCUGUUGUAGUGGCUCCCCCUCAGGGAGGUGGUGUGCAUGGACACAGCUCUGAUACAACAGAUAGUUGGCCCAGUCACACAUCCUGACACUCUGUUCCUCUGCUGUCCUCUCAGCUUGUCUCUUUCUUUCACUUCUCUAUAUCUCUGUCCCUUGUUUUCUCUUCUUCUCCUGGAUCACCACAGAGCAAGUUUGUUAAUUUGUAAUUUUAAAACAUCUGUAAGAGGUCAUCUUCCUCUGGAACCCCCCCCCCCCCCCCCAUUGUCUUACCUUUCUCAAAUGAAUCCAUCGUCUUGGGAAUGACUAAUGACUGGCUGAUGCUGAGCAACAAUCUUCCUCUGGAACCCCCCCCCCCCCCCCAUUGUCUUACCUUUCUCAAAUGAAUCCAUCGUCUUGGGAAUGACUAAUGACUGGCUGAUGCUGAGCAACCCAACCCUCCCGUGUAUUCUCUACCACAGAUCCACGUAAAGAGGAGACUGUCUUAGUUAAGUAUAUGCAGGCAGAAGUUCUCAGAGUGACCUGAGGUGGGCGCACCACAGUCUGACUGAGUGUGAGAAACCAACGCUUUAGGAGAAAUCCCCCUCUCCAACGUUUCUUGAUUCCACGGAUGGAGGGCUUGACAGGGCCAUAUUCACAGUGAGGAAGAGAAACAGUAGAUACAGAGGUUUCUUACAGUGAGCUCACCCAUCUCACUUUGAAGGACAUGUUUUCUCUCAAACAUCAUGAUCGAAAACGUCCUUUUUGCUUUUCUUCGUUGUUGUUUUUGUAUGGACUUUUUCUCAGUGAAGAACUGUAGGAGGACAGAAAGACAAAUAACAAAGGAACAUUGGUCUGACAUCUUGGCCUGAAUGGCCAGAAAGGGUGGAAUGAAAUCAAUAAGUAGAGGACAAUAAGAAUAACUGCUAAUGGUAUUUAUGUCACCCAAUACCAUCAGUUAAACAUGACUCUUUUUAUUUAGCAUGAGUUGCAUGGUGGACUAGUAAAACAUAAAAAAUAAACUAUAGCUAUUACGACUAUCCGUAUGAAGAAUAUAUUUUUCUUUUAAUGAUUCCUCACUUUUGCGUACAAUUUGUAUAGCCAGACUAUUAAGGUGUUCAAUGACAGUGUUUUCUUCUCACAUUUCUUCCUAUUCUUCUUUGUGGUACAGAGUACAUGUUACCUGGCAGCUCUGGUCAUAUUGACCACUAUUUCCUAACUAGAGACUUGUAAGAACAUGGAGAAUAUACAUAUUUCAGCAAGCUCUCUAUGUUGUGAAAAGCUAAAAUAACAUUUGACCUUGUUUAUGUUGGCAUGCUUGUGAUCCUGGAUCUUACUGAGAAGAAUCAUUUAGGCUAAAUUAGUAAUCUAUGUUUCUGUCUACUGCUAUACGUCGAGAUGUAUACAAUCAAUUAUUUAUGGAGAACUUAUCAUUGUGAACCAUUGUUACUUUCACAUACUAAAUAUAUACUUUGAACAUUGUUAUUUUUUUAAAGAAAACUAGAAACAAUAUCAUAAAGAAUCUGGUUGACUCAGGUUGUGUCUGACCAUCUUUUCCUAACAACCUUUAGCUACUAUGAAAGCAGCAAAAAUACAUGUAUAUUUGAAAACAUAAAAGCAUUGUUUGCAAUUAAGAACAUGGGGGAAAUCAGCUGCAUGCACAAUGUUAUGCAACAUGAAAUUGGGAGAAAAGAGUUGAA
This is a messenger RNA of Oncorhynchus gorbuscha (pink salmon), 4752 nucleotides long. Its product is annotated as potassium voltage-gated channel subfamily C member 1-like. The coding region runs from base 493 to 2439 and encodes 648 amino acids. Gene Ontology annotation, biological process: potassium ion transmembrane transport; protein homooligomerization. The record is from RefSeq and is a predicted model, not a curated record. Gene Ontology annotation, cellular component: voltage-gated potassium channel complex; axon; dendrite membrane. Lineage: Eukaryota; Metazoa; Chordata; Actinopteri; Salmoniformes; Salmonidae. The transcript is spliced from 5 exons. Gene Ontology annotation, molecular function: delayed rectifier potassium channel activity; protein binding.